AUGUCGGCGAUGCAAGCGGCCAACAAACUCCGGACGGCCUUCACCAAGGGUGCCGGCCCCAGUUUCGGGUUGUGGCAGAUGAUUCCCGGCGCCAACGUCUCGCGGGUGCUUGCCCGGAGUCCCGGCGUCGAUUGGGUCUUGGUCGAUUGCGAGCAUGGGAACAUUGACGGUGAGUUUAAAUGCUGUAUCCGAGCAACCUCGACGCUGGAAUUCGAGGAUUAUGAUGAGAAAGCUGACUUGUUGGUGUCCCACUUCCCAGAUGGCGCCAUGCAUGAUGCCGUCCCUGCCAUUGCUGCUGCUGGUGUAUCUCCCAUUGUGAGGUUGCCGGAUAUGCAGAGUUGGAUGGUGAAGCGUGCUUUGGAUUGCGGAGCUCAUGGGAUCCUCGUGCCGCUGCUCCGGACCGCUCAGGAGGCAAAGGACCUGGUGCAGUCGGCCAAGUUCCCGCCGUGGGGACGACGUGGGUUCGGCUCGCCUCUCGCUAUGGAGCGCUUCAGCCCGGCCCCCAGCAUGACGGAGUACCUGCAGCAGGCCAACGACAGCCUGUUGACGAUUGUCCAGAUUGAGACCAGGGAGGCUCUCGAGUCCAUCGACGAGAUCGCGGCGGUGGAGGGUAUCGACGCGCUCUUCAUUGGUCCCUUUGAUCUUGGAAACAAUAUUGGCCACCCUGUGAUUAACGGCGUCAUCGAAAAGGAGCUGAGCGAUGCUAUUGAGCGCAUCCUGGAGGCGACGCACAAGGCGGGUAAGAAGGCUGGAAUCUUCUGCACGAGCGGCGAGCAGUCCAAGUUCUUCGCGGAUAAGGGAUUCGACAUGAUUAGCGUGGCGACGGAUUAUACGGCAUUGCAGUACACAGUAUCGGAGUCAUUGAGCAUAGCCAGGGGAGGGGCGAAGCCGGCCAAGGGUGGAUCGUACUGA
Messenger RNA from Colletotrichum fioriniae, 912 nucleotides. NCBI's taxonomy places the organism in Eukaryota, Fungi, Ascomycota, Sordariomycetes, Glomerellales, Glomerellaceae. The record is from RefSeq and is a predicted model, not a curated record.